This is a messenger RNA of Physcomitrium patens, 3666 nucleotides long. The record is from RefSeq and is a predicted model, not a curated record. NCBI's taxonomy places the organism in Eukaryota, Viridiplantae, Streptophyta, Bryopsida, Funariales, Funariaceae.
GCGAGUGUUCAGGAUGAAACCAUGGGCCCUGUAUCUGACCGAGACUGCGGGUUUAGAAACUUUGCCCUUCAGGGGUCCAGGAUCUCCUCAUCGAAACCGCUGCAAGGCUCCAGCUGUGGGCUCACCUCGUAUACAAGAAUCGAUCGCGACGAUACGGCUAAUCGCGUUCUGCAGUGUCGACCUAGUGAUCAUUGGCGAUGUUGAGAAUUCUAAACGGGUUACUGAGGAUUCAAGAGACGGUGACCAGAAUCGAGGUGCCGCACAUCCAUGCAUGAGCUGGUGCAACCUGGAAGCUGAUGAUUAUUACCAAUCUUGUAGAAUUUAAGGUUUGUGUGUACGAUUUUGAGCCAGCGUAAAAUGCAGAAGGAUUGAUGGAAUGGAGAGAAUCAAGGCGGGAAAGAUAGGAAGGCAAAAACUGCAGGACAUGGCGAUUUUGAAGUUUCCGUUCGGCACACUUGACGUGCGGGGUCCUCAAUUGCUCACCGAUCAUCAGAUUGGAAGCGGCGUGGAUAUACACGUUCAGGUGCCUGAAAUGAAACAAAUGGUCCUUUUAUCUAAAGCAAGUCCCACGGGCAGGGGAGACUGGAGGACACAACGGAAGUCCAAGUCCAUGAAUCUGGAAGCAAUUCUGCAGUUGCCAACAAAAACUCUGGAAAGAAAUCUUCGACGUAUAGGCCAGGAUCUGAGCAAUGCUUUCUCGAACUUGCGGGAGCAGCAAUCGAGUCCUUCGCAAGUCUUGAAGCUCACUGUAUAUCUGUGCAUGAAGAAGUACUUCGUCAUGCCGAAGUCGGUGGAAGAGAGUGCGCUUAUCAUAAGAAAUUUUCACAAGGAUGAAUUCCUUCUCAAGGCCGUCUCAGUGGAGCUUCCAGAUAAGUCCGCGGUGUAUUUCCCGUGCAACUCGUGUGUUUACAACACAAACCAUUACGACACCGACCGCGUGUUCUUCAGCACUAAGAUGCACUUACCACAAGAUACCCCCACCGGAUUGAAGAAGUUGCGGAACCAAGAGCUGAUCAAUAUGCGAGGCAACGGGUCAGGAUUGCGGAAGGAAGCAGACCGCAUAUACGACUAUGCCGUAUACAACGACUUGGGAGACAGUGACCAGCACGAGAGCUUGGAGCGUCCUGUUCUCGGCGGAAACGACGAAUUUCCGUAUCCAAAACGCAUUCGCACUGGACGACCUGAGAUUGAUCCGAUGGCGGAGCACCGUGGUGAGAUGUAUGCGAAGUUUUACAUCCCGAGGGAUGAGCGGGUAACUUUGGUACACACUCCGGGCUUGGUGCAGAAGGAUGCUAUUGAAGAGGCCUCGAGGAAAAUGAUGCCGGCUUUAUACGCAUUGUACUCCACUCAGGUGGAAUUCCAAAGCCUUGACCAAGUAUUUGACUUAUUCAAGAAGGGUGGAUCAAUGUCCAGUGCCGAUUCCAAAUGCGCACCCAAGUGUGCGCCGAGUGAGGCGGAAGCAGUCAUCAAAUUGCGACCCCCGAAAGUUAUUGCAGCUUCUGAGAAUGCGUGGAUGCUUGAUGAGGAAUUCGCGCGUCAGGUGCUGGCCGGAGUCAAUCCAGUGGCAAUUGAGCGCGUAAGGGAAUUUCCCAUUCGAAGCGCACUUGAUACCACAUCAUAUGGAAGUUCCUUGUCAGCGAUAACAGCAAGUCACAUCGAACCAUAUCUAGAAGGGCUAGACUUGCAGACGACAAUCGCUGAACAGAAGCUCUUCAUUCUUGACUACCAUGACCUUUAUCUACCAUUUGUUGACAAAAUCAAUCAAUGCCCGACUUCGAAGGCAUACGCCACCCGAACUCUCUUUUACUUGCGAAGGGAUGGCACAUUGAUUCCUAUUGCCAUUGAGCUAAGCCUCCCACCAUGUGAAGGAGAAAACCAGUCUAGCAUGAAUCGUGUCGUGACUCCACCCCCCUUGAACACGAAGAACUGGACAUGGGAACUUGCAAAGACCCAUGUGAUGUCGAAUGACGCUGGCUAUCACCAACUAAUAAGCCACUGGUUACGUUCGCACGCCACCAUGGAACCUGUGAUCAUUGCGACACACAGGCAGCUUAGUUCACUUCAUCCCGUGCACCAAGCUCUGGUACCACACUUCAAGAACACAAUGGACAUCAACGCUGCGGCACGAAAAGCGCUCGUUAACGCGGGUGGCAUCAUCGAGAAGACUUUCACUCCGCAUGAAAUCUCUAUGCAGAUGAGUUCCACUUGGUACAAGCAUUUCUGGCGCUUUGACGAACAGGCACUGCCUGCGGAUUUACUCAAGAGAGGGAUGGCUAUUCCAGAUGACAGCAAAGAGCAAGGAAUAAGGCUGACAAUUGAAGACUACCCGUUCGCUGCGGACGGGCUAGAGCUCUGGGGUGCAAUCCAGACAUGGCUCUCGGACUACGUAGAAGUGUUCUACAAGGACAACACAAGUGUUCGCAACGACGAGGAGCUUCGAAAGUGGUGGACUGAAAUUCGAACCGUGGGUCAUGGCGACAAAAAGGACGCCGACGGGUGGCCAUUGUUGGAUUCAAAGAGAUCCUUGGUCCACAUUUUGAACAUCAUAAUGUGGAUUGCUUCUUGCUAUCACGCAGCGGUGAAUUUUGGCCAAUACGAAUAUGCCGGUUUCAUGCCCAACCAUCCAACGAUGACCCGGAAGCUGAUUCCAGACGAAGGGACAGCUGAAUUCGAAGAGUUCCGAAACGAUCCCGAAUCAUUCUAUAUGUCAAUGAUCUCUAAUGAGACCCAAGCAGCCGUGAUCGCUAUCACAACAGAGGCACUUUCUACUCAUGCAAUCCACGAGGAGUAUCUUGGCCAAGGGCCCUCUCCAAAUUGGACCAGUGAAGACAGGGUGCUCGCAGCUUUCAGCAGAUUUCAAAAGAGGGUCAGGAAGAUCGAAAAGAUGAUUGCAAAGAGGAAUCAAGAGAAGAGAUUGAAGCACCGUCACGGUCCUGCUCAAGUUCCUUACGAGCUCCUGCACCCCUCCUCUGAACCAGGUUUAACAGGAAAGGGUGUACCCAACAGCACUUCUAUCUAACGAAAACGCUCCUCAUGAAAUCCUAGUCCAUUUUUGUACAGAAUAAAAUUAGUAGCAGCUUUGGUUACAAGUAUCACAUGAUGAUGAGACCAUGGUUUUGGAGUUUGCCAGAUUUGCCUGUACGUGAUCACCACACAGCACUCGUAUGGUUGGCCUAAUUAGCCUAAGUUGACAGCACCCAAAUUUCUAGGAGGCGGUCCCUGUCUUUCCCACAUCGUAGUAGCUAGCAAGUCUUCCCUUUAAACUGAGUAGACCAUGUUCCAAUUCUUCCCUGAAUUUAUCCAAGCUUUGAAAUGCAAAUGUUUCGACCCUAAGAAAAGUCAGACUCGUGUGUUCAACUUACUCCAUCCUCACACCCACAUGGAACGUUGGAGACAGAAGUCAUUUUCAUGACACCGUCUUCAUGGCUCGAAGUUCGAUCGAGGAGCUCAAUCAGGAGGCAAUCCAACAAUCGGCUUUACAAGUUCGUUAUCGUUUAAUCAGUUUUCGCAACCACCAGUAAUUGCACCAGAUCUCAAGUCGACGUUUUGAUAGAAUGUUCGCUUGGAAGCGCCGAACAAAUAUCGAACUCUGAUUCCCUACCAUGCCACAAUAGCACCAAAAUUCAUAUGUUGCCUCUGUAACAAGUAUAAUUAUAACAAUUUGAG